AUGCGUGCGCCUGUGGGUUUAGUGGGAGAGGUCGAAAGUCAGACCGAUUCUUUUGGCAUCCUAGAGUUCAUCAGUGUGGCAGUGGGACUGGUCAGUAUUAGAGGCGUUGACAGUGGCCUUUACCUUGGAAUGAAUGAGAAAGGAGAACUCUAUGGCUCUGAGAAACUGACUUCUGAAUGCAUCUUCAGGGAACAGUUUGAGGAAAACUGGUACAACACUUACUCUUCCAAUGUGUACAAACAUGGAGAUUCGGGGCGGCGAUACUUCGUAGCACUUAACAAAGACGGUACUCCCAGAGAUGGGGCAAGGUCCAAAAGACACCAGAAAUUCACACAUUUCUUGCCCCGGCCUGUGGAUCCUGAAAGAGUUCCAGAAUUGUACAAAGAUGUGUUAGGAUACAGCUGA
Molecule: messenger RNA, 405 nt
Organism: Leptosomus discolor (cuckoo roller)
Lineage: Eukaryota; Metazoa; Chordata; Aves; Leptosomiformes; Leptosomidae
Source: RefSeq, a predicted model, not a curated record